CCUUCCACGUUUCGGUCAUAUGCCAAGUUGAGGGUUGUCGACUGUAGUGUAUAUAAACGUUUAUCCCUUUUACUCGUUCUUCAGUUGGCAAAACGCUGUUGCAUGGUGCGAGUACGCGGAAAAUUUGGAUGCCAAAGUGUUUCGGAACUACGGAGACUUUGUAGCAGCAGCGAAAAUCAAUUUUUUAACACAAGCUUGAAAUUCACGAGGACUUCGGCUAAUGUCUUUUGAUGACACUUCAAGCUGUAAGAGGCAGUCAGACCACGGCUCGCAAUAAGGAAACAAAUCCGAAGCAAGAUUUCAUAAUCUGUCCGAACAAAUAAAAAUCGGAAAUGAAGCAUACAAGAUAAACACAGAUUUCCGGAACUUGCCUGGUAUGAGCAAAAACUAUUACUACAAACAAAAUGGAUAAAAGUGAAAGGAACCUAUUGAAGAAUCCGCGUCAAAAUGCCAAUCUAUUAUCUAUUCUUACGUUCUGGUGGAUCCUCAAGUUGUUCAUUGUCGGUUACAAAAAAGAAUUGGAAGAAGAGGAUUUGUAUUGUCCAUUGAGAGAGGACAGGAGCAGUUACUUAGGCGAACGUAUUGUAAAAUAUUGGGAGAUUGAAGUGAAACGACACGAGAAGAAGAAGGAUAGCCCUAAACCAAGUUUAUUUAGGGUAUUGUACAAAUGCUUCGGUAAAAUUGUCAUGAACACUGGACUAGCACUGUUUGUUCUAGAAUUCGGCAUACGGAUCAUACAUCCUUUCCUUCUCGCUAGAUUACUACGUUACUUCGCUGGGAAUAGAAAGGAUUGGACCAGUGAUGUACAUUACUAUGCAGCAGCAUUUUGUUUACUACCUUUGCUAGAUGUUCUGAUUAUGCAUUGGUCCUUACAAACCUUGACGCAUGUCGGAAUGAAAAUUAGAGUGGCUUGUUGUACCUUGAUUUAUAGGAAGAUAUUGAGACUAUCCAAUUCUGUCCUUGAAAAUGAAACCUCUGCUGGGCAGAUGGUUAAUUUCUUGAGUAACGACGUUAAUCGUCUCGAUUACUUCGUCUUUAGUAUUCAUUAUUUAUGGAUUGGACCUCUACAAGUAUUUCUAAUAGCCUAUUUAAUAUAUCGUGAGAUAGGCCUGGGAGCUAUUACUGGGAUGAUGACAUUUUUAUUAUGCAUACCAUUACAGUUAUAUUUUGGAAAGAGAGUGUCACGUUUGACUCUUGUAUCGGCCCAGAAGACUGACAAUAGAUUAAGUUUGAUGAACCAAAUUAUAGCUGGUGUAGAAUUAAUCAAGAUGUACGUUUGGGAGGUACCGUACUCUCUUCUCGUUGAAAAAGCUAGACGAAAAGAAGUGGAUGUGAUCAAGAAAUAUUCGAUUGUCGAGCAAAUAGGUUUAACGUGUGAUAUCUAUGUUCCUCGAGUCAGCUUAUUUAUUACGAUAUUAACCUACGUUUUAACUGGCAACACCAUAGAUGCCGAGAAAGUAUUUAUGACUACUGCGUUUUACGCCAUUUUACAAAGCUCUAUGACCGUCGGUUUCACUCUAAGUGUCCAUCUGCUAGCUGAAGCCAUGGUGUCCGUCAGGCGUCUCGAGAAGUUCAUGAUGCACCCCGAAAUCAUUCCUCCGCCGAAGACGCAGAAUCAAGUAGCCACCCAAUCACUGCCCGUAUACCUGAAAAACGUGUCCGCCAGGUGGGACGAGUCCAGAGACUGCACUUUACAAAACGUAGAUUUAUCGAUACAAGCCGGAAGCUUCGUAGCGGUGAUCGGACAAAUCGGUUCUGGAAAGAGUAGCCUCCUAAAAGCGAUACUCAGUGAGUUACCAUUACAAGAUGGCAUCCUAGAAACCAGCGGUAAAAUAAGUUUCGCCGAUCAACGACCUUGGAUAUUUGCCUCCUCCAUCCGACAGAACAUACUGUUUGGUCAGCCUUACAACGAAAAGCGUUACAACGAGGUGAUUAAAGUCUGUCAACUAAAACGCGACAUAGAUUCGUUUACGCACAAAGACAGCACGAUGGUCGGCGAAAGAGGGAUCAAUUUAAGUGGCGGUCAACGAGCUAGAAUUAAUUUGGCCCGUGCCAUCUACGCCGAGGCCGACAUAUAUCUGUUGGAUGAUCCUCUAUCGGCGGUCGACGGACACGUGGGUAGCCACAUCGUGGACGAGUGUAUCUGCGGUUUCCUCAAGGGCAAGACUCGAAUUCUAGUCACCCAUCAGAUCCAGUACUUGAAACCCGCCGAUCAGAUCGUCGUGAUCAACGGCGGUGCCGUGCAAGCGAAGGGCAGCUUCGAGGAGCUUCAGAGGAUGAGUCUGGACUUCAUGAAGAUCUUCAAAGAGGUGGAAGAGAGCAAGACCAAAGAACCCGAAACCGAGGAGAAGCAAACGAUCGAGGAGACGAAGAAAGAGGAAGAACCGGAAGUAGGCAGUGAACCUGUCGAGGUGGCAGAAACGAGAACCGUAGGGAAAAUUUCCGCCGCCGUUUUCUUAGCCUACUGGAAAGCAAGUAAAAACCCGUGUCUGCUCGCUUUCAUGGUGGUUCUGUUUAUUUUGAGUCAAGUAAUGGCGAGCGGCGCUGACUACUUGCUCGCGUUCUGGGUGAACACCGAGGUAGCCUCGUGGGUUAAUAUCGGAAAUGGUACGAUGGCUUUUCAAUGGAAUACUUUACUAUCUCGCGAUGGAAUUAUUUAUAUUUACAGCGCCUUAACGUUCGGCUUCGUCUGCGUCUAUAUCGUCGAAGCGUUCACGUACUAUGGGGUCUGCAUGAGAGCCUCGAAAAAUUUGCACGCGGCGAUGUUUCGUAGUAUUGUUCGGGCUACCAUGUACUUUUUCAACACUAAUCCUGCUGGUCGUAUAUUAAACAGGUUUUCCAAAGACAUUGGUGCUAUCGAUAAGAAGCUUCCUUUCACGACGUUCGAUGUCACAAUUAUGUUCUUAACGUUUAUCGGAACUGUAGUAAUUGUGGGUACUGUCAGCGCGUGGUUAUUGAUACCGACAUUUGUCGCUCUACUCAUUUUCUACUACAUGCGAGUUAUUUAUAUUGCAACUAGUCGUUCUGUUAAACGUAUGGAGGGUACAACACGAUCGCCAGUGUUUGAUCACGUCGGUGCAACUCUGCAGGGUCUCACGACAAUCAGAGCGUUCAAAGCUGAAGAAAUAGUCACAAAAGAUUUCGACAAUCAUCAGGACCUUCACACGUCCACCUGGUUCAUAUUUAUAACCAUUUCCCGAGCCUUCGGUCUGUAUAUAGAGUGGUUCUGUCUGAUCUAUGUAGGAAUAAUCACAAUCGCGUUCUUAUUAUUCGAGGAUCUCGCUAUUGCCGGAGACAUAGGUUUGGUGAUCACGCAGAUCACCGCGGUGACUAAAAUUUUGCAAUGGGGUAUGAGGCAAACUGCCGAGUUAGAAAAUCACAUGACUUCCAUCGAGAGAGUUUUAGAGUACAGUCAUUUAGAGGAAGAACCCUUCUUAGACAGUAUACCGGAAAAGAAACCUCCCAAGGAGUGGCCCACUGCGGGCAUGGUGGAAUUCAAAAAUGUCAGAUUAAAGUAUGGACCGAAGAGUGCUUACGUGUUGAAGGGUAUAAACUUCGUGGUGAAAUCCAAAGAGAAAAUUGGUGUCGUUGGGAGAACCGGUGCAGGGAAGACCUCAUUGAUCAGUGCUCUCUUUCGAUUGGCAUACAUAGAAGGAGAAAUUAGCAUAGACAAUAUACCCACAGACACAGUUGCGUUGCACGACUUCCGUUCAAAGAUCAGUAUUAUACCCCAAGAACCGGUGCUGUUUAGUGGUAGUCUUCGAAGAAAUUUGGAUCCCUUUGAUGAGUAUUCUGAUAACGAUUUAUGGAGUGCGUUGCAAGAAGUAGAAUUGAAGGAGACUAUCGCGGAUAUGCCAGCAGGUUUAACUAGCAAAGUAGCCGAGGAGGGAUCAAAUUUUAGCGUUGGACAACGUCAAUUAUUGUGUCUUGUUAGAGCACUUGUUAGGAAUAAUAAGAUUAUGGUUCUCGAUGAAGCCACUGCCAAUGUUGACUCGCAAACUGAUUCCAUGAUUCAAAAGACUGUUAGGAAGAAGUUUAAGCAUUGUACUGUCUUCACUAUAGCGCAUAGAUUAAAUACCAUUAUGGAUAGUGAUAAAAUACUUGUGAUGGACCAAGGUAACUUAAUGGAAUUUGAUCAUCCUUAUAUUCUAUUGCAAAAGAAAGGAUAUUUUUACAAUAUGGUACAACAAACAGGUCCUACAAUGGCAAAUAACUUAUUUGAAACAGCAAAGAAGUUUUUUUACAAGAACAACGAAGCACUGUCUUGAUGAUGCUUCAACUCUACAAUUUUAAUUUAAAUGAAAUUCUUUUUCUACGUCCAAUUUUACUAUCUUGAAACUUGACAGCUUCUCUUAAAUAUUCCUGAUUCCUGUCUUUGGGGAAAUUGUCGUGAAAGUAUGGUGCUUUCAAAGGUAUUACAAAUUAUUAUUAAUCUACUACGAUAAGAAUAGUAAUAAUUUUUUGUAACAGAAAUAUAAUUUCAAUAAAAGAUUCUACAGCAAAGAACAUAUCCUUCAUACCAGUCAACAUUUGUAUAAUAUAAAUCUGCUGUGGCAUAUUUUUAAGCAGUUAAUUAUAAUCAGGUGUCAAAUUAUUUUUUUAAUAGUGGGAUUGGAAUGUUAAAAUUAUAGAACUGUAG
Megachile rotundata (alfalfa leafcutting bee) is the source of this 4639-nucleotide messenger RNA. RefSeq names its product putative multidrug resistance-associated protein lethal(2)03659. The record is from RefSeq and is a predicted model, not a curated record. NCBI's taxonomy places the organism in Eukaryota, Metazoa, Arthropoda, Insecta, Hymenoptera, Megachilidae. Gene Ontology annotation, biological process: transmembrane transport. Gene Ontology annotation, molecular function: ATP hydrolysis activity; ATP binding; ABC-type transporter activity. Gene Ontology annotation, cellular component: membrane.